ACUUCUAAACAACGUUACUAUUUUAAGUUCAUUUAGAAAACGAACUGUUAUUUCUCUAAAAUUAUUAAAAUAACAGGAGAUAUAUAUUGAAAUGACUGAACAAAUAAAAUUUGUCGUGAAAGAAUUGAAUUCAACACUUGGUCGGAACUACGAUCUGAUAAAAUUUGACGCCUUGAACGAGAAGCAAUUGCUGCAACUGUUGGUCGAUUUGCUCGUCAAUUUCAACGCUGGAGAAAAGCUCGAUAUUAAUGAAGACGAACCGGAAACAGUUUCGAUGCGGCUUCUCGAGAUGUUAGGAAGCGUUAAAUAUCGCCCGCCAGCCAACGUCGAACCUACAUACUUCAGGACUCAAUUGUUAGCAGGCGAUGCACGGACCAUCCACCACGUGUUGCACUGGCUGCUAACUAAUAAAGAACAAGUUAAAAAUACCGCUUAUCUAGCUAAAUAUUUAAAAAUUCCCGACAUCCCGACUGAAGUGGCUCGAAAUAACACUAUUCAAGAUAUGUUAGAUUUAUAUCAAAAUCUGAUAGAUGAGUUCAAAGAUGUGCAUAAGAGAACGAGGAUGUUGAGGAAGGAGAGCGCGGCAGAAAUUAUUAAUGAUAUAAAGGAAAUGGCUGUUGAAAGGGACAUUGUGAUAAAGCGUUUAGAAAAUGUUCAAGUGAAUUUAAUUGAUGUAAGCAAUAAGGAGGAACUUUUGAGUGUCAGCAAAGCGUUGAGAUAUCAACAGGAAAAGGCUAAGGAAUUGGACAGUCAGUAUGAGACGCAACAAUCGCAACUGAAGUUGGCUUCAGAUCAAUUGAAGAGGUAUUUAAAUGUAAUCCACGGGCAAAGUGCUACUCCAAAAUCAGCAAAUGAGGCUAUUAAACACCUGCAAGAAGAAAUUCAGCUUAACAAUUAUCUCGUAAAAGAGAAGUUGCCCCAAGAAAUGGCUCAUCUUCAGAAGGAAUUAAAUAUAAUGCAAACAAUUGCUAUGGAACAACAUCCGACGCGAUCUGACCUCGUUUUGGUACAAGAUAAGAUAGCUGUUGUAAAUGGUGAACUCGAACAAUUAGUCCAACGCCGGUUGGCUGCUGCCGGUCCUCAAGAAGACAAAUUGGCGCCAUUCCGCCAGCAAGCGGCUGUCAUCAGACGGAACAAGGAUGCGAGUGCCGCACGCGUGCAUGAACUCGCUGCCACGCUUAAGGAACAUGAGGCUACGCUUGCUGAUCUGCAAUCACAGGUAAGGCAGCUCCUGGGAGAUACAGUACUUAGAGGGGAAGAAUUGAAGAAAUACGUGAAUUCAUUGCGUACAAAAAGCACCGUCUAUAAAAGGCAGCGCGCGAAUCUUUCUACGUUCAAGGUUGAGGCGGGAAUAUUAGCAAGGACUUUACACAUAAUAACAACAAAUGAUCCUACAGUGGAAAUGGCAUUACUUAAUCAUAAAAAGUUAAAAAUUGAAGAUGAUCAAACUUUAGAAAAAGAUGAAAUAAAAUCUGUAGAUUUAAAGAAAAAAUCGUUACAUGAUUUAUCUCAGUUGGUUGCGCAAACUGCACAAAAAUUAUCGCAAGUACGUCAAGAAAUUCAACCCCUUGCAGACAAAAUAAAACCCGUAAAAGAGGAAUUUCAAUCAGUUCAACAGCAGUAUGAACAAAAAAAGCGAGUCUAUGAAGCAACUUCCAUCAAUAUAACGUCUCAAAUGGAACCCCUCAAGAACCAAGUGAAGGAGUUGACUGACCAGUUAAGCAAUAAAGAGGAUGAAUGGAAAAACUUGAGACAAAGAAUAACAAAAGCGGAAAGUUUGCAGGAAGUUGUGAUGUUUGAAAUGAAAAAUUCUAUGCAGUCUCCUAGGAAACCAUCGAAAAUGGAAGCUUUGAAGAAAAAAGUUGUUGAUGUGGAACAAAUAGUGAAGAACUUGGAAGAGGAACAACGUGUGAUUAGUUCUCGUCAAGGGGAGGUUGAAGAACAGACUCGACUCUGGGAGAAUACGCUGCAACUCCUGCGUUGUAAAGCACGCGCACGCAACGAGCCUGCCGCGGGUCAGGGUCGUAUGCAUAUCACUCAGCAUUCUCAAAUGCUCACACUUACUUGAAAAAUUGGUUUUAUAAUCUUUUACGAACCCGCACUAUUAAACUGGCAAAGUCUAAAAUACAAUAUAAUACUUAAAUAUUA
This is a messenger RNA of Galleria mellonella (greater wax moth), 2148 nucleotides long. Its product is annotated as intraflagellar transport protein 81 homolog. Bases 92 to 2068 code for a protein of 658 amino acids. The transcript has 11 exons. Lineage: Eukaryota; Metazoa; Arthropoda; Insecta; Lepidoptera; Pyralidae. Gene Ontology annotation, molecular function: tubulin binding. Gene Ontology annotation, cellular component: centrosome; cilium; intraciliary transport particle B. Gene Ontology annotation, biological process: intraciliary transport; cilium assembly. The record is from RefSeq and is a predicted model, not a curated record.